AUGAGUGUUCAGGAGAAAGAAUACAAUGAGUGGAUUCCACUGCAUACUUGUGUGCACAAAAGGGACAUUCAUAUGGCUAUGAAAGUCAUUGCUCAUGGAUGUAACAUUAAUGCAACAGACAAUGAUGGUAGUUGCCCUCUACAUAUCUGUGCUAGCUGUGGUCACACUGAAAUGGCCAAACUCCUGGUGGAGAAUGGGGCUUUUUUGGAGCUCAGGGAUGGAUUUCAAAUGACUCCACUUCUGCUAGCAACCCGCAAGGGUCAUAUUGAUGUUGUAGACUUUCUUCUUGAGGCUGGAGCUUCUGUAAAUGUCAGUGACUGCACUGGAAAAACUCUGCUACACAUGAACGUUAGCUCUGGUAAUGUAGAUAUCGUACAGCGGUUAAUUGCCAGAGGUGCUAAGGUCAACGUUUCGGAUAUGCAUGGUCGCACACCGUUGAUUCAGGCCAGUGUUAUGGGUCAUACCACACUUGUAGAAAUGCUGCUUAACACACAGGCCUGCAUUAAUGCUGCAGAUGAUACAGGAAUGACAUCGCUGCAUGCAGCUGCAGGCAAAGGUUAUGUCCCAGUUGUUGAAAUACUUUUAAACAGAGGGGCUUCACUUGAAAGCAGAGACAUAACUGGGCAGUGUCCAUUACAUGCAGCAGCAGAAAAUGGUAACUUAAAUGUUGUUAAAAAAUUUGCAGCAGAGAUGGCAUUUCUAGAUUUACCUGAUGGUGAAAAUCGCACCCCGCUUCACUUGGGCUCUGCACAUGGACAUCUGCAAGUUGUAACUUUUCUUCUGAAGAGUGGAGCAUCCGUAAAUGUAAAAGAUCGCUACGGCAGCACUCCACUGCAUCUUAGUGCAUUAAAUGGCCAUGAUAAAAUUGUAACAGUGUUGCUAGACAACGAGGCUGCUGUCAAUGCACGGAACUUGGAGGGAAGCACUCCUCUGCACGAAAGCACACGAGAAGGGCAUCAUGUGUGCUGUACAGUUUUAGCCCUUCACGGUGCAUCUCUUGAUGUGCAGGACAAAAAGAGCAUGACCCCACUUAUGAUUGCUACACAGCUCAAUCAUAGAAACUGCCAGAUGUCACUAGAAAGAUGCAGUGACAAAUAUCAGGACACACUGUCUCAUUUAGGUAGCUAUUUGUGUUUGGUGUAUUAA
Candidula unifasciata is the source of this 1146-nucleotide messenger RNA. The record is from the annotation of a GenBank genome assembly. Lineage: Eukaryota; Metazoa; Mollusca; Gastropoda; Stylommatophora; Geomitridae.